Molecule: messenger RNA, 3172 nt
Organism: Colletotrichum scovillei
Lineage: Eukaryota; Fungi; Ascomycota; Sordariomycetes; Glomerellales; Glomerellaceae
Product: microtubule associated protein
Exons: 3
Coding region: 86-2536 (816 amino acids)
Biological process (GO): mitotic spindle midzone assembly; microtubule cytoskeleton organization
Cellular component (GO): mitotic spindle midzone; cytoplasm; spindle
Molecular function (GO): microtubule binding
Source: RefSeq, a predicted model, not a curated record
AUCACAAUCAAUUCCCCGGCCCAUACCGCCUUUUCUCUUAUCCUCACCUUCUUUUUGGCUUUUUGUUUGGCCUGUUUAAUCCACCAUGGACACGAGUUACCUGUCCCAACAGGUCAAUACCAUCAUCGGCCAAUUGCACGGUUUAUUCGAUGAGAUCGGCGUUCCCAACCAUGAUCGCGAAAAGCGCGAGGAAGACCUCUUCGAGGCGCUUUCCAAGGCUCUUACCGACCAGGUGAACCUUGUCACAAACGAAAAGGAGGAAAUGAUCGAGGAAGCCGAGCGCAUAAUUACCACGAUACAGCAGAUGGAGGCAUCCCUCGACGACAACCGCACACGCCGAGACCGCAGCGACGAUAUUCAAAUUACCUACCCCCUGACCCGAUGUUUGCAGGGCCUCAAGGAGAAGCAUAAGCAAGUCAGUAGACUACACAAGGAGCGUUUCGAACAAGUCAAGAAGCUUGUCGAAGCACUCGAAUCGUAUUCAUCACAUCUUGAACCCACCUUCGUCAAGAUUCCCCUGCCGCCGACGGGCCCGAAUCAAUCCGUCCCUCCUAACUUCGACCUGUCACCAUCCUACGUGGACAAGCUCGAUCAUGAGUUUACGAGAGUCUAUGAAGAGUACACACGCCGCGUCGCGACGGUUAAGGCCCUUUGCGAGCACACGAUCCAAUUAUGGGCCGAGCUGGGCACCCCUCAGGCUCAAACAGACGGUGCCAUUGUCAAGUACUAUCGCGAGUCACCCGAGCAAUUGGGUUUGCACGAGGAAGAUAUCGAACGUCUCAAGGCAAAGCGCGACAAGCUCUCGGACGAGAAGAAGAACCGCGAGAAGCGUCUCAAGGACCUGCGCGCGGCGGUCGAGGCCCUCUGGGAGAAGUUGGAGGUUGAUAUGGCAGAGAGGAAGGCGUUCCUCAACAGCAACCGAGGCUGUGGCGUGCGACAAAUCAACGAGUUCGAGGAUGAGCUUGUGCGCCUCAACGAGCUGAAGAGGCAGAACCUGCAUCUGUUCGUCGAGGAUGCGCGUUUCAAGCUACAAGAGCUCUGGGACUCGCUCUACCUUUCUGAAGACGAGAUGCUUGAGUUCACGCCCGCCUUCUCGGAUGUCUACAGCGAUGCUCUUCUCGAGGCUCACGAGCGCGAGAUUGCAAGACUGGAAGUUCUUAAGGAACAACGCCUCCCCACUCUUGAGCUCGUUGAAAGACACCGAAGCCUUACCAGUGAGCGCGACGAGCUCGCCGCCUCAAGUCAGGAUGCGUCUCGCCUGAUGAUGCGUGGCCAGAAGGGUGAGAAGCGCGAUCCCGGCAAGCUUCUCAGGGAAGAGAAGAUGCGCAAGCGCAUCGCCAAAGAGCUACCCAAGAUUGCCGUCGAGUUACGUAGAAUCCUCGAACGAUUCGAGGACGAGUACGGACGGCCCUUCACGGUACACGGAGAGCGCUAUCUAGAUGUGCUCGAGGCAGAGGACCGGCCUGCACCUGGCCCGCGAUCCAAGACACCGGGCGUGGGAGCCGCUCCCCAAUCAGCAGCUAGACCCAGAGGGCACAGCAGAGCGCAGAGCACCACGUCCAUCGCAAGACCGCCCACUCGUAAUGGUGUGAGAACACCAGCACCUGCGCCUACGACCAAACGUAGCGCGAACAACAUGAACAGCGCGGCCCCAUCAACAAGACCUGUGUCUGCUCACGCAAAAGCCCAGGAGAUUGCCAGACCGGCAUCUUCCAUGGGCAGCUUGAGAGAGCGAGCGCAAACUCUCAAUCGGCCACCAGGCAGUCCCUCAAGGAUCCCGGCUCGGCCCCCAUUGACCAACCUCAAAUACGGCAACUUUGGCAAUACCUCGCCAGUACAACCGGAGAGACCGGCGUCGAGAAUUGACGCCUAUGCGACGAUCCGCGGUGGUAACCACCAAAUGCGUGCCCCUCCGCCCAAGAUGCGCGAUCUCAGCACGAUUGAGCUAGAGACUCCCGUCAAUCCUUACAAGUCAGUAGGAUUGGGCGCGAGUAUCGUCCGCCAGGUCGAGCUUGAGGAUCCCUACGACGAGGAUUGCCAGCAGCCUCGGCUGAUGCGCGCCAACUCCACCCUCUCGCAUACUUCUCACGCUUCCCACAACUCGCACGCGUCGUACGCUUCCCAGAGCUCUCAUCACUCCCAGGGGUCCUCCCAACACGACUAUCCGUCUUCGCACUCCUCAACCAUCCGCCAAUACCCCCCUUCCGCCUAUCCCCAAGCACCACCACCCCGCCAGAUUUCCAACUCAUCCAACGGAUCGAGUAACGUGACGGGCUCAGAAAACUGGGAGACGUAUGACGACGCCAGCGAACCCGAGCAGGAUGCUAGCGACACAUACUACGCCAAGGUACGAGCUGCCCGCAACGGCACCAAGCGCUUUGAACCCGAAGCUGGAUAUCGGCCAGCGGCCAACGAUCCUAAGAGGCAGCGGCCGUUCCCGAUGACGGCACCUGGUGGACAUGCUGGACAUGCCUACGGUGACGGUGAGGGCCGCAUCAUCUCAGGCAGCGAGUGGACAGACGAGGAUGGCUACUGAGCGUGGGAAUUCGCUCUCUAAUUCCGUGCUCGUUCUGUUACUUCAUCUUGGUGCGCCGGCUGCGGACUUUUUGCAGCCUGAUGAUAACGUCGGAUGAUUAUGCCUCAUGUCUGAACGAUGCACUUGCUACUCGCUCAUGACGAACAUGCCUUUUUUUCUUCUUUGGCAAAGAAAAUAAUUGGUCGAGGAUCUCGGUGUCCGUGGAUGCCCUUCGCUUCUUUUCCCGUGUCGUUUAUAUUUCGGUCGGUUUUGCUUGGUGGAAUGUCGAAGGAAGGAAUUGGAAGGGCGGCCAUUGUGAUUUUCUUCCUUCUCUGUGCAUACUGGCAACCGAGCCGCGAGGCGGUUGGGAUCCUCGUGGUUCAUGUUACGACAUGGCCACCUGGACCCAUCGACAGCUCUGACGACAAUUGUUGUUUUGUUUCUCUUUGUCGGAACACGUUCCAGCUACCCUCGAAUCUGGGUAUACCACAUCUUGUUUUCCUUGGUCAUUGCAAGCAAGUGGAAAGAAUUGGAGUUUUGGUUUCUCGAGGCGGUCGGUACUUCUGGAUGGGGUGAUACCCUUUGCCAACGCCAACCCCCUUGCGAGGAUUAUGAGCGUACAUCUUUGUCUUUGUUUGCUUGGUCAAACUUUUUCGC